UCACGGCUACAUAUAUUGACGAGGCACAACGAUAUGUAGCGGUUUGUGUGUUGAUAUCUUUUCUAGACUGAACAUCGAGAAGAGAAGGAGGGAACAGACUACGUGGAGCUCCGAAUCGAGGAAAACUUUCACACUGCAGUUCAUUAUAGGCGUGAGCAACGGAUGUUUUCGGCUGACAAUCCGUCGAUCGCGACCAACAGCAGUCUUACCUUUCCACUUUUCUCCUGCAUUUACCAUCAAGUUACCUUUCGUUCUAUUGUGGAAAGAUGAUGACCCCGAUGCGUUACAUCUUACUUGUCUUGGGCGUUAUUAUUUCAAUUCACUACAUCAUGAGCUUUACGUAUGAGGAAUACGGAAAGGCGACAUACAUCUCAAAUAUAGCAGAACAAUGGACUGGUCUAAAGUCAAACCCUCUCUACAAAACACCCGCGCCCGACGAGUACUGCCAGCCCGAUUCGUCCAUGCACUUGCAAGAUCGCAGAGCGAACGCCUCAAUCGUCGUACUUGUACGGAACUCUGAGCUUUGGGGAAUCAUGAGCAGUAUGAAGCAACUCGAGGAUAGGUUCAACAGGAAGUUCCAGUAUCCUUAUGUCUUCCUCAACGACAAGCCCUUUACGCAGAGCUUCAAGCAUCACAUAUGGGCCUUGACCAAUGCCACAGUCGAAUUCGGUCUCAUCCCAUCCGACCAUUGGCAUCAACCAUCGUGGAUUGAUGAAGAACGAGCAAGCAAGUCUCGCGAUGACAUGAUUAAGAACGAUGUGAUUUACGGAGGUAGCGUUUCAUACCGGAAUAUGUGUCGCUUCAAUUCUGGAUUCUUCUAUCGACACGAGCUCUUGCAGAAGUACAGGUACUAUUGGAGAGUCGAGCCAGACAUCCAGCUUUUCUGCGACGUGGACUAUGAUCCCUUUCUCAUGAUGCAAGACCAAAACAAGGUGUAUGGCUUUACUAUAACAUUAUACGAAUUCCCAACUACCAUCCCAACGCUAUGGGACGCUGUAAGGUCUUUCAUUGAUGCUAAUCCUGACUCUGUGGCUCCUGACAAUGCGAUGGAAUUUCUUUCUGAUGAUGGCGGAAAGUCAUACAGUCUGUGUCACUGUAGGUUACUGCACACCGCGACGUUUUCCUGUGUUAAUGAAAACACGUGGCCAGUCUGGAGCAACUUUGAAAUCGCAGAUCUUGACUUCUGGAGAGGCGAGGCAUAUUCGAAAUUCUUCGAUUAUCUCGAUGAGCAGGGUGGGUUCUAUUAUGAGCGUUGGGGAGAUGCACCAGUUCAUAGCAUCGGAGCUGCACUGUUCGCGAAGAAGGAACAAAUUCACUUCUUCAAUGACAUAGGGUAUCGCCAUGACCACUUCGAGCACUGUCCACAGGGAGAUGUGCACACGAAAGGAAAAUGUUGGUGCGACCCUGAUAAGAGUCUUGUUUCUUCAGACUAUCAGGUAUAUUCAUGCCUUUACCAAUAUGAUAAGCUAUUAUUGUAG
Molecule: messenger RNA, 1478 nt
Organism: Suillus plorans
Lineage: Eukaryota; Fungi; Basidiomycota; Agaricomycetes; Boletales; Suillaceae
Product: glycosyltransferase family 15 protein
Exons: 11
Coding region: 267-1478 (403 amino acids)
Biological process (GO): cell wall mannoprotein biosynthetic process; protein N-linked glycosylation
Cellular component (GO): membrane; Golgi apparatus
Molecular function (GO): alpha-1,2-mannosyltransferase activity
Source: RefSeq, a predicted model, not a curated record